Molecule: messenger RNA, 1268 nt
Organism: Eruca vesicaria subsp. sativa (arugula)
Lineage: Eukaryota; Viridiplantae; Streptophyta; Magnoliopsida; Brassicales; Brassicaceae
Source: the annotation of a GenBank genome assembly
GAAAACUACACAAAGACAAGUGUCUACAUAUAAAUAAUUAUGGUGAAGCUUGAUGCUAAACUAUGGAAAGCUGUGUUUAUGAUGUCGAUUAUCAACAUUGCACUGAGCGUUGUAAAUGUUAUGUUCAAGAAGAUGCUUGAUCAAGGAAUUAACCGCAUGGUUGCGACCACUUACCGACUUGCCGCGGGAACUCUGUUCUUGAUACCAUUUGCGAUUUUCUUAGAAAGACAUAACAGACCAAAACUCACGGGUAGGAUCUUGUGUUCACUUUUCUUUAGCGCUCUGCUGGGGACAAGUUUGGUGCAAUACUUCUUUCUUGUUGGACUACAAAAUACGUCUUCCACUUUCGCAUUAGCGUUUAGCAACAUGGUUCCUUCGAUCACUUUUGCUUUGGCUCUCAUCUUUAGGCAAGAGACGUUGAACAUCAAGAGCAGCAUAGGAAGAGCCAAAGUGUUGGGCACAGUGAUUUGCAUUUGUGGAGCGUUGGUGCUGACGCUUUAUAAAGGACCCUCAUUAACUCGACAAAACAUUCCAAUGCAAACACAAACGUCAAAUGGUUCGACCACAGCAGAGUGGGCAAUGGGUUCGGUCAUGCUGAUCAUAUCAAUCUUAAUAUGGUCAUUAUGGUUCAUAGUUCAAGGAAAAAUAUGCCGAAGUUAUCCGUGCAAAUACACGAGCACCACUAUCCUCUCUUUUUUUGGUGUGAUCCAGUCUGCUUUGUUGAGUUUGAUCUCAGAGAGGAGCAUAUCCAUGUGGGUCGUUAAAGACAAGUUCCAAGUUUUAGCCUUACUUUAUUCGGGUAUUGUGGGAUCGGGAUUGUGCUACGUUGGAGUGUCGUGGUGUCUCCAGCAAAGAGGUCCAGUUUUCACGUCGAGCUUUAUCCCUUUGAUUCAAGUCUUUGCUGCCUUUUUCAGCUUCUCUUUUCUUCAUGAACAAAUUCACUGCGGAAGUGUGAUAGGAUCAACCGUCAUCAUCGGGGGACUUUACAUACUUCUAUGGGGAAAAAGCAAGGAAAAGCCGGCACCAGUAACCAAACAAGAACCACUAAAUCUCGAUCUUGAAGGUUGUGGCACAGCUCCAAAGGAACUUAAUGGUGCUACCCAUCCAGUUUCUGAAAAAUAAUUGCUUCAAAAUACAUAUUAUUGUUUUGCAUAUGGUCAAUGAACUCCACAUAAACGAAAAUGUAACACAAAAACUGUUACAAUUAUAUAAAAUCUGAAGUUCAGAUUCGAGUUCCUGUAAAGAAAAUUUUAAUUUCGUUUUUUUUU